Peromyscus leucopus (white-footed mouse) is the source of this 6318-nucleotide messenger RNA. It is a transcript of the gene Armc9, whose product is annotated as armadillo repeat containing 9. The record is from RefSeq and is a predicted model, not a curated record. Gene Ontology annotation, biological process: cilium assembly. Lineage: Eukaryota; Metazoa; Chordata; Mammalia; Rodentia; Cricetidae. Gene Ontology annotation, cellular component: ciliary tip; ciliary basal body; centriole. Gene Ontology annotation, molecular function: protein binding. The coding region runs from base 395 to 2851 and encodes 818 amino acids. The transcript has 24 exons.
CAGGCCUGGGCACCCCGCGUGGGUCACCGGCCUCGUCAGUCCUGGCUCCGACGUGGCCAGGGCCUGAGGCAGCCGCCCGCGCAUCCCAAGCGUGGGUUCACUGCUUCCCCAGGAACCCCUCGCUCUGCUGCGGUGAGGCGAACUUGGAGUGGCCCAGGUCGUCUAGCUGAGCAUCCGCAGCGCGAUCCCAUGGCCUGGGGCGUUUAGGUCCCUCUCUCCCCAUAGUUUUCACGAGUAGUUUUCCCUCCCAGCACCCAGGACAAGCUCAGACUUCACUGAAUCUAAGGGGAAGCAUGGUGAUUCGCAGUAUAAAUUCAUCUUCGUAUUCAGCCAGCUGUAGGCCUCAAUCUCUCGCAGAGAGUUCUGCUGUGAGAAUUGCCAGUAACAGUUCACUAUGGGGGAUAUUCUGGCCCAUGAAUCUGAAUUGCUUGGACUGGUGAAAGAGUAUUUAGAUUUUGCUGAAUUUGAAGAAACCCUGAAGACAUUUUCAAAAGAAUGCAAAGUAAAAGGAAAGCCACUGUGUAAAACUGCAAGUGGGUCACUGAAGAAGGACUCCACGUCACUGAUGAUCCAGAAGGAUUUGGUGGCAGCGUUUGACAGCGGAGACCAGAAGCUGUUCUUCGAUUUGUGGGAGGGACACGUCCCCAGCUCCAUCAGAGACACUGACUCCCUGGCCCAGAAGCUGGAGUUCUACCUUCACAUCCAUUUUGCCAUCUAUCUUCUGAAGUACUCUGGAGGCAGGCCGGACAAACAGGAGCUAGAUGAGAGGAUUUCUUAUUUCAAAACCUACCUGGAAACCAAAGGGGCUGCCCUGAGCCAGACCACAGAGUUUCUUCCCUUCUACGCCCUCCCCUUUGUGCCCAAUCCUAUGGUCCACCCCUCGUUUAAAGAACUCUUCCAGGAAUCUUGGACUCCAGAAUUAAAGCUGAAGCUGGAAAAGUUUUUAGCUUUAAUUUUUAAAGCCAGUAACACGCCAAAACUUGUAACCAUCUAUAAGGAGAAUGGACAGAAUAGCAAAGAAAUGCUGCAGCAGCUCCACCAGCAGCUGGUGGAGGCCGAGCGCCGGUCCAUGACCUACCUCAAGCGGUACAAUAAGAUCCAGGCCGACUACCACAACCUCAUCGGAGUCACAGCCGAGCUGGUGGAUUCUCUAGAGGCGACAGUCAGUGGCAAGAUGAUCACCCCCGAGUACCUGCAGAGCGUCUGCGUCCGCCUCUUCAGCAACCAGAUGCGGCAGAGCCUGGCACACAGUGUGGACUUCACAAGGCCUGGGACGGCCUCAACCAUGUUACGAGCCUCUUUGGUACCUGAGAAGUUGAAGGAUGUCCCAUUACUGCCCUCCCUGGAUUAUGAGAAACUGAAGAAGGAUUUGAUCUGGGGCAGUGACCGCUUGAAAGCCUUCUUGUUGCAGGCUCUGCGCUGGCGCUUGACCACGUCCCACCCUGGAGAGCAGAGGGAGACAGUCCUGCAAGCCUAUGUCAGCAAUGACCUCUUGGAUUGUCACAGCCACAACCAGAGGAGCGUGCUGCAGCUGCUGCACUCCAAGAGCGAGGCUGUGCGCCAGUACAUGGCCAGGCUCAUCAAUGCCCUGGCAUCCCUGGCUGAAGGUCGACUCUACCUAGCCCAGAACACAAAGGUACUCCGGAUGCUGGAGGGAAGGCUGAAGGAGGAAGACAAGGAUGUCAUCACUCGUGAGAAUGUCCUUGGGGCCUUACAGAAGUUCAGCCUCAGGCGCCCACUGCAGACUGCGAUGAUUCGUGACGGCCUCAUCUUCUGGCUGAUCGACCUUCUGAAGGAGCCCGACUGCCUGUCUGACUACACACUGGAGUACUCUGUGGCUUUGCUCAUGAACCUCUGCCUUCGAAGUGCAGGAAAGAACACGUGUGCCAAAGUGGCGGGACUCGUGCUGAGAGUCCUUUCAGACCUCCUUGGCCAUGAGAACCACGAGAUACAGCCAUAUGUGAAUGGAGCCCUGUACAGCAUCCUUUCCAUCCCGUCCAUUCGGGAGGAGGCCAGAGCCAUGGGAAUGGAGGAUAUCCUGCGCUGCUUCAUCAAAGAAGGCAGUGCCGAAAUGAUCCGCCAGAUAGAGUUCAUCAUCAAGCAGCUGAAUUCCGAAGAUUUACUGGAUGGUGUUCUUGAAUCCGAUGAUGAUGAAGAUGAAGAUGAUGAAGAGGAUCAUGACAUCAUGGAAGCUGACCUGGACAAAGAUGAACUGAUCCAGCCCCAGCUUGGAGAACUCUCAGGAGAGAAGCUUCUAACCACGGAGUACUUGGGAAUCAUGACCAACACUGGGAAGGCUCGGCGCAAAGGGCUGGCCAGUGUGCAGUGGAGCGGGGAUGAGCCCCUGCGUCGGCCCGUCACCCCUGGCGGCCACAGGACGGGGUGCCCAGUGCUGGGAGACCAUCUCGUUUCUCCCCAGAAUGCCCAACGAGCCAGAAAUAGCUGUCUGCAGGCCUUACCAGCCCAUCAGCCGGACAUCUGCAAAGAGGGCAGACCAGGUGUCGAUGGGCAUGGUACAUCCUCUUCAACAGUUAUGAAUUCCAAGCCAAGAGAGUGGUUGUUAGCUGGACAUCAAGAAGAGCCUCGCUUGAUCCCCACAGCAGCCCCCAGCUGGCUGAAGGACGUGAACCAGGACCCAAGCAGUGGACAUACCACCAGGGAAUUCGCGUCAGCUUUCACCUUCAAGUCCCGGGUACCCAGUACUCCAGAGACCAUGGAGCUGAACACACUCAAGGCGAAAGCAUCGUCUCUGGCCCCACAGUUCUCCCCAAGUGGUCCCCACCAGGCCAGCCGCCCAGCCUCCACAGCAUCCUCCACGAGGGGCCUGCACAUAGGUCAGCCAGCACCCUGAUGGGAGCCUCAGAGGAAGUCCUUGUGCUCCUGUGUUUGGGCCCAUGAACUAUUUGUGCCCAGGCAAAUGGGAAAGGCACAUUUCCCUACAGGACCAGGGCCUUUUCCAGUGACUUCCUUUGCCCGGGGACCUGUCCUUUAUUAACAUUUGCUGUUUAUUCAUUGCUCGUAGUUAGGCAGCUAGUGUAUAAGCUAGCUGAAUGACACCCUGAAGAUCAUAUCCCUUAGAAAUAAGAUUCCCACAUCUGGGGCUUGCAAAGGCCAUUCUCACCUGUCUUGGCUGCAUAAGGUUGGUCUAGAACUCAGAUCCACCUUCUGGUGGGAGGCUCCGCUCAAACCCAGCCUCUCCAUCUUCUCACCCUAUUUCAGUCUCAACCAGUUGACUGAUCUCCCCAGCUGGGCUUUACUGACAAGAAGAACAAACGUAGAGAGCAAAGAUGUCAAGCAGCAGUCGCCAGCUUGGGUACAGCUUAGGCCCUGGCGUUCUAGCCAGGUAAUGAGCCAUGGCUAAGCCAUGAUGGGCUCUCCCUAUCCCCUCUGGUUCAGGUCAGGCUACUUCCUCUCAGGCCCUGAGGAGUGCCAAGGGACCAUGGAAAGCCUGGCCAGGAGGGAAGCGGUCAGGCCAUUCUGACCCAGCUGUGUUUCCAGUCUGCACAGGGUUGGGGAGUCUCGGUUGACGUUCAUCACAAUAAUAAUACCCUGUAGCUGAUAGCUGGCCAUACCCCACGUCCAGCAACAUCACAUGGCCCAAGCCUGGUGUCCAGAGUCCCGGAGUGGUAGAUUCCAUAUGUCCCGUGGACUCAGCAAACAGGGAACUAUUGCCAGGAGGCACAUUGAGCAAACCGACCAGGCAGCAGCUUCCUGUGAGGAAGGACCAGGGCAGGCCACAGAGCCAGGACCCGGGAGGGAAAGUUCUCAUUAUUCAUCUGCACGAGGGCAGUUGAAGAAGGGAUUGUGUGGGACAGAGGGGUUUUGUGCGGGGACCACUUGGCACUGGCAUCUCGCUCUGGCUUCUCUCCUCCAGGCAGUCAGUCCUACAGGAAGUGAAGACGGCUUCUUUCCCAAGCUCACUGUCACGUGUCUGAUGACCCAUCGGCUUCUGGUUCUCUACCAGCAGCUGCAGGGGAUGGAUGUGAAGAGACACUUGUCUCUGAGAUCCUGGGUGUGGAGGAUCCCAGGAAUGCCAGCCCCUCCAGGCUGCCCAGGCGUGAGGCGGUCAGAGCACCACUAUCCAGGCACCAUCUCCUCAGACCGAGCCAUGGGAGGAGGGUUGGGAGAGGCCUUGACUGCCCUCCUGGUGAGAAGAGGUUACCUGGUCAUCCUUUGCGCCCAGAGGAGAAAAAGGGGUAGCCUUUGACCUCAAAACACUGUGGUCACAGGGAAUGGCAGAUUCCAGACUCAGCUUCCCUGGCCUUCAUAGAGUCUAAGCUGGACAUGAAGCCACACCAUCCAGCCAACCAGAUGGAGAAGGCUACGCCGGAAGUCUUUUCCCAGAUGCUGGGCCAGGGUGGCUGGUGAAAGGUGGCUCCUCAUUCCUCACAUGAACCAACUACCAGCCAAUAAGGAGCUCAGGGAGCCUCGUUCUCAGGCUCAGCCUCAGCCAGGGUGUUUGCAGCCUCUAAACCAGGGGUUCCCAACCCGUGGGUUGUGACUCCUUCCGGGGGAGGGGUCAAAUGACUUUUUCACAGUGGUCACAUAUCAGAUAUCCUGCAAAUCAGAUAUGAUUAUGAUUCAUAACAAUAGCAGAAUUCGGUUAUAAAGCAGCAAUGAAAGUAAUGCUUAUGGUUGGGGUCAGCACAGCCUGAGGGCCUACUGGACAGGGCACAGCAUUAGGAAGGGCGAGAACCACGGCUCUAAACCCUGCGGAAAGAUAUAACGUAUGAAGGGGACGGGAAAAGAUGUGGACACACUGCUCAUGUAAAAGUUCUGAAAAAACAAAUUUAAAAACAAGACUAUGCUCUGGGCCCAGGGAUGUAGCUAUGAGGUAGAGGGCUCGCCUAGCAUGCAAGCCCUGGGUUCCAUCUUUAGUACCAGAGACCAUACGUGGUCACACUCACCUGUCACUCAGCACUCAGGACGGGGAGCCAUGGGACUGAGAAGUUCAAGAUCAUCCUGUGCUACAUAGUGAGUUUGAGGCCAGCCUGGGCUACAUGAGACCUGGUUUUUAGAAGGAGGAUAAGGUGUGAUCUAGAAUACAAAGUAGACUCAGGCUCCUCAAACAGUUGUUUGGGUUUCUGUGGUUGUUUUCAGAUUGGCUGGUUUUAUGUAUCUUGACCUGAAAUCUUUGUGUGUGCACAUGUGUGUGCCUGGUGCCCACAGAGGCCAGAAGAAGGUCUCAGAAGCCCUCACACUGGAGUUAGAGGGGGCUGUGAGCCACCUUGUGGGCCCUGGGAAUGGCAGGUCCUCUGCAAGACCAGCAAAUGCUCUUAGCCACUGAGCCAUCUCCAGCCCCCUGUACAUCUGUAAAGGGCUUAGAAAUGUGGCCAGCUUGACCUGUCUCCUGCCCCACCCGGGUCUGGCCGUCACAUCUCUCUCCAAUACUCCAGAAAUAUGUGCCUCCCUCUGCACUUAAGGCCUGAAGAGCCUGCUGACCUCCUAGCUCUGCCUGUGGAUGUCCAAAGUAAGGGUGUCUGCAGGGCACACAGCGUGUGGCAGAGGACUCUGGUGUCAAGUCACUCUGUGAUGGGACCUGGGGAUGAACUGCAAAGGAGCAUCAUGGAGAAGGCACUCCACCACACCAGCCAACACCCCCGAGAUUCCACAGGUGCCAGUGCCUGGCACAGCCUUUCCCUGCCUGGCGUGGGAGCAGCAGACACCCAGGCUGGGGAGAGUCAUCUUUUCAGGCCCCGGAAUGAAGGCAACAGCGAUCUCUCCCUCAAGCCCCCACCCGGGUGGAAGUCAGGCUGCUUGUCUGUUGUCUGGGGAGGAGAAGAGGUGCUCUUUUAGAGGGACGAGGGAAUCCUGUGAGGGCUCAGCACACUGAGAUCACCAAGCAAGGAGUGGGUUGUUCUCUGGGAACGUAAGCCUUACCCUUAGCGCUCCUACAAGGCCUGCUCGAAGCACACACUGAAACUAGCAAUAGGCCUGGUUUUAAUAGGUUCCCCUGUGUGACCCAGGCUGGCCUGGAACUUGCUGUCUCCAAACCCCAGAUCCGCCUGCCUGACCCUUUCUAAAAGGUUUGACAACUUGGGUCUCGAUAGACGCUCGGUGGUUAAGAGUGUGUACCGCUCUCGAGAGGACCUCAGGGCCAGCACUCAUGCAGCCAGGCCCCUCACAGACACAUUCAUACAUGUAAUUGAAAAUAAGAUAGAGCUUUUGAACAACUUUUUCAUAAAUAAUCAAGUACUCCAAGUGUCUGCUUGCCCUGCCGAGACUGGAGAUGAACCCAGUCUACAGGGGGAAAAUCAAAUAAAACAUUUGUUUGUUUGUUUGUUUUUUGAGACAGGUUUUUCUGUGUAGCCCUUAGCU